UGUGAGUUCAGAACUUGUGUUGCCUUCCAAGAUGAGACUUUCUACACUGUCUUCCUCCCUCCCUUUCUAGAUUUGAUUUAUCAAUUUUUCAAUAGUCCCAGUGAUUUUAAUACCACAGGUUCAGAUGUACAAUUACUAGAAUAUGAGCGGACGAUAGAGGUCCCAGACUCCUACCGUGGACCUCGGCUGUCAUUUCCCCUGACUGUUGCGGACACUAAUUCACUUCUUCAUGCUUUCAAGGAUCAACAGCACCUUCAUGCCCGCUAUGUCCUACAGCUGCUACACGAAACCAAGAAACUCCUUAAACAGAUGCCUAACAUCAUUCAUCUGUCGACCUCCUACUCCAAGGAGAUAACCAUCUGUGGUGAUUUGCAUGGAAAACUGGAUGAUCUUUUGCUGAUAUUCUACAAGAACGGCCUGCCUUCAGAAGAAAACCCUUACCUUUUUAAUGGAGAUUUUGUGGAUAGGGGGGAAAAUUCCAUAGAAAUACUUAUUAUCCUGUUUGCCUUUCUUCUUGUCUACCCCAACCAUUUACACUUGAACAGAGGGAACCAUGAAGACCAUAUCAUGAAUCUGAGAUAUGGCUUCACAAAAGAAGUUAUGAAGAAGUACCGGUCCCAUAGCAAAAAAAUUUUAAAUCUUCUGCAAGAUGUUUAUAGCUGGCUUCCCCUUGCCACUGUCAUUGACAGCAAAGUACUAAUAGUACAUGGAGGAAUAUCAGACACCACUGAUUUGGAUUUCCUGAAUUUAUUUAAGAGAAAUAAGAUGAAGUCGGUGCUGAGACCACCAAAAUCAAGCACAGAGAGAAACCAUGACCCAGAAAGAACUGACUUUGCAGAGUACUCUCCUAUAAGAAGAGUCAAGAGAUGCCUUCCUGGGCAGGAUAUUGCUGUCAAAGGAAUGACCAGGCCUUCAUCAUCAUCUAGCCAUAGAAGACGAUACACCAGUGAUCUGUCGGAUGUUGGGGAGCACAUGUGUCUGCUUCAUGAUAGUGUCAACUCUGGCCCGCUCCUAGAGGCACAGUAUCUAGAGUCCAGUGUUCGUAUGCCGAGUGUGCCUUCAGAAUUAACAGCAAAGGAAUGGAAACAAGUGGUUGAUAUUCUUUGGAGUGAUCCAAAAAACAAAAAUGGCUGCACACCAAACAAAGUUCGAGGAGGUGGUUGCUACUUUGGGCCUGAUGUUACUGCCAGGCUGCUUAAACGGUAUAAUCUGAAGAUGCUGAUCAGGUCUCAUGAAUGUAAACAAGAAGGUUAUGAGAUCAGUCAUGAUGGGCAGGUUAUCACUAUUUUUUCUGCCUCUAACUACUAUGAAGAUGGCAGCAAUCGUGGUGCUUAUCUCAAAUUGAAUCCUGAUUUGAUACCUCGCUUUGUGCAGUAUCAAGUCAGUAAAUCCACACGCAAACAGACUCUUCACCAGAGGGUGAGUGUGGUUGAAUGGUCUGCAUUAAAGUCAUUACGAGAGAAACUUUACUCCCGGAGAUCAGAACUCACUGCAGCUUUCAGACAGUACGACCCAAAUUACACAGGAAGAAUUUCUGCCACAGAAUGGGCCUCAGCAGUGGAAUCUGUUUUACAUCUGGAUCUCCCAUGGAGGACUCUGCGUUCUCGAUUGGUGCAGCUUGCUCCGGAUGGAAGUGUCGAGUAUCUUUCAUGUUUUAAUGAUUUGGAAAUAGAGCCAGCCAUAAAAGAGGUUCAACCAGCUUUGGUGGAAACCCUGUACAGAUACAGAACUGAUCUGGAGAUAAUCUUUAACAUCAUUGACAAAGAUCAUUCAGGUCUGAUCUCCAUUGAGGAAUUUCGCCAGACAUGGAAACUCUUCAAUUCUCAUCUCAAAAUUGACAUAGAUGAUGAAUCCAUUGACAACCUAGCCCGCAGCAUUGACUUCAACAAAGAUGGCAGCAUUGACUUCAAUGAAUUUUUAGAGGCCUUUCAUGUGGUUAAUAAAUUUGAAAACAAGUAGAACCAGAACUAAUUUCAAUAGUUCUUGUCAGGAGCUUGACUAUCUGCCAGUGAUGAUAUGCUGCACUGAGAAACGUAAUGCCUGUCUGAGAAAGAAGGGACUGCAUGGUAAACGUAUGAGGUGGAGAACCAGAAGCAUGGUGCUGUUUGGGGAAGUCAUUUCUUAGCCAGUUGUAAACUAUGGACAGCUGCUACACUGGAGAAUAUUAAUGAUGAGAGAGAGAAGAGGCGAAAAACUUUAACAUCCUUCUUAUGGGGUGGUUGCCCGAUGGUAGAACAGGACACUGCCAUAUUAGCAACUUGUUUGAUUCCAGUUCUUGUUUCUUUAUCGCCUGACCAUUGGGAACUUGAUCACUGCCAGUGUAGCUCCUUUAACCCUAUGGGAAGUUAAGAUAAACUUCUUUGUGUGGCUCAACAACAGUCCUCACAGAUUAGAAGAAUUGAUGUACUCUGAAGGAAGUCCUUUCUGAUAGGGAAAAGUAAAGAGAUCCUUCAGACCAGCUAUCUUACGGUUGAAAACUGAGAGGAGAAACACCCAUUUACAGAAAUUAUUCUACAUUUAAACUAGUAUUUUGCAUGAUGAUAAUAAAUUAAUAGUUUCAGCUCACUACUACCUCUUUUACUAUUGUUUACAUACAUAGCCUAUUAUUUAAAAACAGAAAGUGUUUGCUCUUGUUACUGAUUCCCCCAUGCGCUAGGGUAGUUAAUAAGUAUUCUUUUGAAAAGCCUGCCCUUAUUUUUUUUUUUCUGAAUAGGUCUCAUUAUAAUAAGAAUGGAGAUCCAGUCAGUUUAAACUCAAAGUACGUUACUGUCUUGAAUGGGCAUAAAUAUGUGGUCAAUAUCAGAAUAAAAAUCUUAGCUUUCAAAGCAAUUAGAAAUGUGGUAUAUUAUCCUGCCUCACUGCUCUUGGUAUUGUAUGGAUCACACAGUAGAACAUUGAUUUCCUCCAUAAAUAACUUGGGUAUUUUAUUGAAGAGGAAUUGACUAAGAAAAUGAUGGUAAUAAGGAAGCUUGGUGGCACUGAGCAUGAGAUGCUUCAACAUAGCAAAGAAAAAGUUCUUGGAUUUCAACAUCAUAUGGAAUGGGGUCAUGGAGCACAGCCGUACAAUGGGGUUCAGAUUUCAAGAAAGCAACGUGUGAGAUAUUAAGAAAAUGACUGAGCUUGGUGCAGUGGGAGGAAGUAUUUAAAUUUAUGUGUGGAACAAUACUGGAAUAUUCUGUGCCAUCAUAAACUGCAACAAAUGACACUUCCUCUGAAAAAAAUAAAAGAAAGAAAGAAUAAUAGGUGGCCAGUGUCACUCUAGAAGGGACUGCUUAGUGAUAUUAGGGUUAACAGAAGAAGUAGUAUUUGUGUGUGCAGAGAAUUAGCUUGCAAAAAAAGCAGAAUCAACUAGUGUGAUACAAAGGGGAUAAGUAGAGUAAUAAAGGCCUACAGGGCCGGCUUUAGGGCGAUUCAGCCGAUUCCCUGGAAUCAGGCCCCGCAACGUCCCAAA
Messenger RNA from Trachemys scripta elegans, 3451 nucleotides. RefSeq names its product protein phosphatase with EF-hand domain 1 (gene PPEF1). Gene Ontology annotation, biological process: detection of stimulus involved in sensory perception. The annotation marks the transcript as partial. Gene Ontology annotation, molecular function: protein serine/threonine phosphatase activity; iron ion binding; manganese ion binding. Gene Ontology annotation, cellular component: nucleus; cytosol. The record is from RefSeq and is a predicted model, not a curated record. The transcript has 13 exons. Lineage: Eukaryota; Metazoa; Chordata; Testudines; Emydidae.